AUGGAAAAAAGAAAAAGAAUAACUUUAUUUAAUCUGGAGGAAGAAAUAAAUAAAAACAGAGUUUCUAAAACAAAGGAUAAAUCAAAAAAAAAAGAAACAAAUCAAACUAAGACAAUAAUACCAAAUAAAAAAAUAAAUAAUAAAAAUUAUUUUUUCAAAUUAUCAGAUAACUAUAUAUUAAAUGGAUCUUCAUUAUUUAGUGACGAGGUAUUUUAUGUAAAUAGUGAUAUUAAUAAAAAAGAAUAUGGUAGCAUUUUCUGUAAAGACAAAAUUCAAAUUGGUGAUGGGAUCAAAUGUGAAUUUUCAUAUCAAAUACUAGAAAAGAAAUCAACAGAUAGUUUUUAUUUUAUUAUUCACAGCUCAGAAAAUUUCUCUUUUAGAAACCUUGGACUUGGGUCAAAGGAUAGUUUCAUAGUGGUUAAAUUUACAUCAAUGUUUUCGUCCAAUGAUCAGUUUUCAUUUUUAUCAGCAGAGGUCCUCAGUUCUCAAGUAAAAAAUGGUACAUCAAACUAUUUAUCAAUGGGGUCAAAAAGUUUUAGUAAUAAUUUAAACGAUUCAAAAUAUAUAAUCAAUAUUUCAUAUAAUAGAAAAGCUUCAAAAAUUUCGAUACAAUUAAACAGUGAUGAAAAAUUAGAAAAUAUAAAGAUACCAUUUAAAAUUCCAUCAAGAUGUUAUUUUGGGUUUGCAAUAGAGGAAUCUUAUCAUUUUCAAAAAAAUCUAAUCCAUUUUUGCAAUUUAUCAAUAUAA
This is a messenger RNA of Dictyostelium purpureum, 747 nucleotides long. RefSeq lists its product as uncharacterized. NCBI's taxonomy places the organism in Eukaryota, Evosea, Eumycetozoa, Dictyosteliales, Dictyosteliaceae. Bases 1 to 747 code for a protein of 248 amino acids. The record is from RefSeq and is a predicted model, not a curated record. The transcript has a single exon.